This is a messenger RNA of Bactrocera neohumeralis, 5836 nucleotides long. RefSeq names its product dual oxidase (gene Duox). Gene Ontology annotation, biological process: response to oxidative stress. Lineage: Eukaryota; Metazoa; Arthropoda; Insecta; Diptera; Tephritidae. Bases 699 to 5285 code for a protein of 1528 amino acids. The record is from RefSeq and is a predicted model, not a curated record. Gene Ontology annotation, molecular function: calcium ion binding; peroxidase activity; heme binding. The transcript has 13 exons.
CGUCGUGUUUGUGGCUUGUGGCUUGUGGCUCAAAACCUAACCGUGGCUCAAAUCGAUCUUCAGUGCUCGACGGACUCUUAGCGGAUGCGGACGGUCUCGGAAUUCUCGAUACAAACGAGUGUACGUGCGUUGUGAGUAGCAAUACAGUGGGCAAAAUAGCAACAAAGCAACGAGUGUAGCUGCCUUGCCUUUUGUUAUUGCUUUCGUUGCCAAGUGUGAUUUUCCAUGAGUAAAGUUGAAUGUGAAAUUGCAAUCAGGAAGUGUUGGCUUUAGAGUAAAGCGUCAUCAUUGCCAUCAGUGAGUAGCAUCGGCAGUUAACAAAACAAUAACAACAACUACGAACAAAAGUGUAAAAAAAUCGCGCAACAAAGCAACGACCACAACAACUAAUAACGACGAUCAUCAACAAGCAACAACAACAACAGUGCAUCAGCAACAAUUCAUCUUCGCGAUGCGAUGACAAACAAGGAAACUUGCUAAAUAUUUUCUUGCUCACUGCAUUCCAUCUCUUCGGCUCUCUUCCGACCCUCUUCGUGUGUUUCAUUUGAAUAAAAAUACCCGAGUAAAAAAUAAGUGAAUAAAGAGCGCGGCCAAGUCGAAAUAAAAAAGUGAUAGUAAUUUUAAGUUGUGCAAAAUCGCAAAGAAGAGGAAAAUAUUUUAAUUGUAUUUAGCGCAAAUAUUUCUACCUGCUGUUUAAAAUGAGUGUUAAAAGGUUAGCCCCAGCGUGGGGUCAUCAGAGGCAGUCGGGACGGUUGCAAUAUUUUAAUGUUGCCAACAGCAUUGUGUUUAGCAACAGAAUAUGGCUUACAUUGGCCAUCAUAUUUAUCAUCUGUUUAGAUGUGCAUUGUCAAGAUAAAAUGUACAGUUUAACAGAGAAGCAGCGCUACGAUGGCUGGUACAAUAAUCUAGCGCAUCCAGACUGGGGAUCAGUUGAUAGUCACUUGGUGCGAAAAGCACCGCCGUCAUAUUCCGACGGAGUUUACGCCAUGGCUGGCUCAAAUCGUCCGUCUACUCGUCGACUAAGUCGUUUAUUCAUGGGCGGCCGUGAUGGCUUGGCAUCCAAGCACAAUCGCACCGCGUUCUUAGCCUUCUUCGGGCAAGUAGUGGCGAAUGAAAUAGUGAUGGCUUCAGAGUCGGGUUGUCCCAUCGAGAUGCAUCGCAUUGAGAUUGAAAAAUGCGAUGCAAUGUACGAUCGUGAGUGUCGUGGAGAUCGUUAUAUACCAUUCCAUCGUGCUGCAUACGAUCGCGAUACUGGGCAGAGUCCGAAUGCGCCGCGUGAACAGAUAAAUCAAAUGACUGCUUGGAUUGAUGGCAGUUUCAUUUACAGUACCUCAGAGGCGUGGCUCAACGCAAUGCGGUCGUUCCACAAUGGCACACUGCUCACGGAGAAGGGUGGCAAAAUGCCCAUUAAAAAUACAAUGCGAGUACCGCUCUUCAACAACCCAGCGCCGAAUGUGAUGAAGAUGCUUAGUCCAGAACGUCUAUUUUUGCUUGGUGACCCGCGUACAAAUCAAAAUCCCGCUGUGCUCUCAUUUGCCAUACUCUUUUUGCGUUGGCAUAACACUCUCGCGCAACGCAUCAAGCGCGCUCAUUCCGACUGGAGUGAUGAGGAUAUCUUUCAACGUGCGCGUCACAUGGUCAUCGCUAGUUUACAAAAUGUUAUUAUGUAUGAGUAUCUGCCAGCCUUUUUGGGUUCCGAAGUAAAACCCUACGAGGGAUAUAAGCAGGAAAUACAUCCCGGUGUUGGACACAUCUUUCAAGCAGCUGCAUUCCGCUUCGGUCAUACAAUGAUACCACCUGGUAUCUAUCGCCGUGACGCCAAGUGUAAUUACAAAAAGACACCUAUGGGCUAUCCCGCGAUACGAUUGUGCUCUACUUGGUGGGACUCAAGCGAUUUCUUCACGGACACCACAGUCGAGGAGGUGCUACUGGGUAUGUCUUCGCAGAUUGCAGAACGUGAAGAUCCCGUAUUGUGUACAGACGUCCGUGAUAAACUUUUCGGUCCGAUGGAAUUCACUCGACGUGAUUUGGGUGCUUUGAAUAUUAUGCGUGGUCGUGAUAAUGGUUUGCCUGAUUACAAUACAGCGCGUGAGGCUUUUGGGUUACAGCGUCGUAAUAAUUGGAAGGAAAUCAACCCGGAGCUGUUUGAGAAAAAUCCCGAAUUGUUAAGAAUGCUGAUUACUGCCUACGAUGAUCGUCUGGACAAUGUGGAUGUCUACGUUGGUGGUAUGUUGGAAUCAUACGGUCAACCUGGCGAGUUUUUCACAGUCGUAAUAAAGGAACAAUUCGAGCGUUUGCGUGACGCUGAUCGUUUUUGGUUUGAAAAUGAUCGGAAUGGUAUUUUUACGCGCGAAGAAAUCGAAGAAUUGCGACAGAUAACCAUGUGGGACAUUAUUGUAAACAGCACAGACAUAAAUGACUCCGAUAUACAACGCGAUGUGUUUAUGUGGCACGAAGGUGACCCUUGUCCACAGCCCAUGCAACUGAACGCCUCCGAGCUGGAGCCCUGUCAAUAUCUCGAAGGAUACGAUUACUUUUCUGGUUCUGAGUUAAUGUUCAUUUAUGCUUGCGUAUUUCUCGGAUUUGUGCCCAUACUAUGCGCUGGCGCUGGAUACUGUGUGGUGAAAUUGCAAAAUAGCAAAAGACGUAAGUUGAAAAUACGCCAAGAAGCCUUGCGUUCGGCACAAAAUAAGGGUUCGGUGGACAAGAUGUUGGCGCGUGAAUGGCUGCAUGCGAAUCACAAACGUUUGGUGACGGUAAAGUUCGGUCCGGAGGCUGCCAUUUACACAGUGGAUAGGAAGGGUGAGAAAUUGCGUAGUUUUAAUUUGAAAAAUGUGGAAGUAAUCACAGUGGAAGAAUCAUCGACAAAUCAUAUUAAGAAGAAGCCAUACAUAUUGCUGCGUGUACCGAACGAUCAUGAUUUGGUACUAGAGUUAGAAUCUUAUGGUGCGCGACGUAAGUUCGUUAAGAAGUUGGAAGACUUUCUCUUUUUGCAUAAAAAAGAAAUGACGCUGGUGGAAGUGAAUCGUGAGAUUAUGUUGGCGCGUGCUGAAACUCGUGAGAGACGACAGAAGCGCCUGGAGUAUUUCUUCCGUGAAGCAUAUGCGCUAACAUUUGGCUUACGGCCUGGAGAGCGCCGACGUCGCUCCGACGCCUCCACCGAUGGCGAAGUAAUGACGGUUAUGCGUACUAGUCUCUCAAAAGCGGAGUUUGCGGCGGCAUUAGGAAUGAAGCCGAACGAUAUGUUUGUGCGUAAAAUGUUCAAUAUUGUCGAUAAGGAUCAAGAUGGACGAAUAAGCUUUCAGGAGUUUCUUGAGACUGUGGUGCUCUUCUCGCGUGGCAAGACCGACGAUAAGUUGCGUAUUAUCUUCGAUAUGUGCGACAAUGAUCGGAACGGUGUCAUCGAUAAAGGUGAAUUGAGUGAAAUGAUGCGCUCGCUAGUGGAGAUGGCGCGCACCACCAGUUUGGGUGAUGAUCAGGUGACCGAGCUGAUAGAUGGCAUGUUCCAAGAUGUUGGGCUGGAACAUAAAAAUCAUUUAACCUAUCAGGACUUCAAAUUAAUGAUGAAAGAAUAUAAGGGUGACUUUGUAGCUAUCGGUUUGGAUUGCAAAGGUGCUAAGCAGAAUUUCCUCGACACUUCAACUAAUGUGGCGCGUAUGACCUCAUUCAAUAUCGAGCCAAUGCAGGAAAAGCCACGACAUUGGAUGCAAGAGAAAUGGGACAGCUAUAUAACGUUCUUAGAAGAGAACCGCCAGAACAUAUUUUAUUUGUUUCUCUUCUACGUCAUCACGAUCGUGCUGUUUGUAGAGCGCUUCAUACACUACUCAUUCAUGGCCGAGCAUACGGAUCUGCGACACAUUAUGGGUGUCGGCAUUGCCGUAACACGUGGCUCAGCAGCUUCGCUGUCCUUCUGCUACUCGUUAUUACUACUCACAAUGUCCAGAAACCUUAUCACCAAACUGAAGGAGUUCCCCAUACAACAGUAUAUUCCACUUGAUGCACACAUACAAUUUCACAAAAUCGCUGCUUGUACCGCGCUCUUCUUCUCGGUGCUGCAUACCAUCGGUCAUAUUGUUAAUUUCUAUCAUGUCUCUACGCAAUCUCACGAGAAUUUACGUUGUCUUACACGGGAAGUGCACUUUGCCUCCGACUAUAAGCCGGAUAUUACAUUUUGGCUUUUCCAAACAGUUACCGGCACUACUGGCAUACUGCUCUUUAUUGUUAUGUGCAUAAUAUUCGUUUUUGCGCACCCGACCGUACGCAAGAAGGCAUACAAGUUCUUCUGGAAUACGCAUCAACUUUACGUGGGGAUGUAUUUAUUGUCCCUGAUACACGGUUUGGCGCGCAUCACUGGACCACCACGUUUUUGGAUGUUCUUCCUAGGUCCAGGCAUUAUAUACACGCUCGAUAAAAUCGUCUCGCUGCGCACCAAAUACAUGGCGCUGGAUGUUAUCGAAACGGAUCUGCUGCCUUCCGAUGUUAUCAAAAUCAAGUUCUAUCGACCACCUAAUCUAAAAUACCUGUCCGGACAGUGGGUGCGCUUGUCGUGUACUGCUUUUCGACCACACGAAAUGCACAGCUUCACGUUAACCUCAGCGCCGCAUGAGAAUUUCCUCAGUUGUCACAUAAAAGCACAAGGUCCAUGGACGUGGAAACUGCGCAAUUACUUUGACCCGUGUAACUACAAUCCAGAAGAUCAGCCUAAAAUACGCAUUGAAGGUCCGUUCGGCGGUGGCAACCAGGACUGGUACAAGUUCGAGGUAGCGGUAAUGGUGGGUGGUGGCAUAGGUGUUACACCCUAUGCCUCGAUGCUUAAUGAUUUGGUGUUCGGUACAAGCACGAACCGGUACUCAGGUGUGGCAUGCAAGAAGGUAUAUUUCCUUUGGAUUUGUCCCUCGCACAAACAUUUCGAAUGGUUCAUCGAUGUGCUGCGCGAUGUGGAGAAGAAGGAUGUCACAAAUGUGUUGGAAAUACACAUUUUCAUUACACAAUUUUUCCACAAAUUCGAUUUGAGAACCACCAUGCUGUACAUUUGUGAGAAUCACUUCCAGCGCCUAUCGAAGACCUCAAUAUUUACGGGCCUAAAGGCGGUGAAUCAUUUUGGACGACCUGAUAUGUCAAGCUUUUUAAAAUUCGUACAAAAGAAACAUUCCUAUGUUUCCAAAAUUGGCGUUUUUUCAUGCGGACCGCGUCCGCUCACGAAGAGCAUAAUGUCUGCUUGUGAUGAGGUGAACAAAACGCGAAAGCUCCCAUAUUUUAUACAUCAUUUCGAGAAUUUCGGUUAAUGGCGACGGGAUUUUGCGUGGUUUCUGGUGGAUCACAUCAAUGUAUUUACUGUUAAUCAUUCAAAGCAAGGACGACAACAUUAAUGCCACCAAAAACUAUAUAAUCUGCUGAGAUCUACUCAUUUUUACUGUUUAAGUAAAUUUUUAAUUUAACUCAUUGCCCUUUCAACAAAAAAUACGUACGAAAAAUGAGUUAAAAAAAAAACUAAAUUAAAUAUAAUUUAAAAAUUGUUAGUCAAAUUAGCGCGCUUCUACAAUAUUUCCAUCUGUGUGGAAAUUGUCUAUCACUAACGGAUUUGUCUGGAGAAAUGAAGAAUUGUCGUUGUGUGGAAUGCUUGUAUAUGUAUAUGUAAUUUUACCACAUAAUUUGUAUAUAAGUAUUGAUACUCCUACUACAUAUCACUAUUGCUACUACUACAUACUGCUCUAUGAUAUACGAUAACUGUACCAUUAUAUUACGACACUUUCUUUCUACUGAAGUUUAUUUAUUGAAUCUUAUUUGUUAUCAUUUUGUAAAAAAAUAAAUCUUACGUAAUUAUUUAUUAUAUGAA